This is a messenger RNA of Sordaria macrospora k-hell, 705 nucleotides long. RefSeq lists its product as uncharacterized. NCBI's taxonomy places the organism in Eukaryota, Fungi, Ascomycota, Sordariomycetes, Sordariales, Sordariaceae. The record is from RefSeq and is a predicted model, not a curated record.
AUGAAGACCUUUGCGACUCUUUUGGCUUCCGUUGGCCUGGUGGCCGCUCAUGGCUACGUUGAUAACGCCACCAUUGGUGGACAGUUCUAUCAGUUCUACCAGCCCUACCAGGACCCUUACAUGGGCACCGCUCCCGAACGCAUCUCUCGCAAAAUCCCCGGUAACGGUCCCGUCGAAGACCUAACCUCCCUCGCCAUCCAAUGCAACGCCGACUCCGCGCCCGCCAAGUUGCACGCCCCCGCCGCCGCCGGCUCGACCGUUACCUUGCGCUGGACCCUCUGGCCCGAGUCGCACAUGGGGCCCGUCAUCACCUACAUGGCCCGCUGCCCGGAUAGUGGUUGCCAGAACUGGACUCCUAGUGCCAGCGAUAAGGUGUGGUUCAAGGUUAAGGAGGGCGGGAGGACGGGGACGAGUAAUGUUUGGGCUGCUACCCCCCUAAUGACCGCCCCCGCCAACUACGAGUACACCAUCCCCUCCUGCCUCAAGCCUGGCUACUACCUCGUCCGUCACGAGAUCAUUGCUCUACACGCCGCCUACAUGUACCCCGGUGCUCAGUUUUACCCGGGAUGCCAUCAGUUGCAGGUUACCGGCUCGGGAACCAAGACUCCUUCGACGAACUUGGUCAGCUUUCCGGGCGCGUAUAAAAGUACCGAUCCGGGCAUCACGGUUGAUGCUUAUAAGGGUGAGUUUGUUUCUGUCCUGUGA